AUACGUUCGUUUUUAUUUUCUUUUCCUUACCAUAUUAAUUGGGCAUAUUUUUAGACACCUAAUCCAUUUUACGUUUAGGCCCUUCCCUCUCCCGUGUCAUUGGUGAAUGACCGAAGAUGUCGCACAGUAGGCUGUUUACUCGGCUGUUCUUACAGCAGAGCAGUGUCCGACAUUGCUAUACCGCCUCAAGAAAGAACCUCUACAUCAACAAGGACACUAAGGUCAUUUGCCAGGGCUUCACCGGAAAGCAGGGGACCUUCCACAGUCAGCAGGCUCUGGACUAUGGCUCCCGGCUCGUCGGAGGAGUUUCCCCCGGCAAGGGAGGCAAGACCCACCUCGGCAUGCCCGUCUUCAACUCCGUGAAGGAGGCGAAGGACGGCACGGGGGCCGAGGCCUCGGUGAUCUACGUGCCCCCGCCCUUCGCGGCGGCGGCCAUCUUGGAGGCCAUCGACGCGGAGAUGCCGCUGGUGGUGUGCAUCACCGAGGGCAUCCCGCAGCAAGACAUGGUGAAGGUGAAGCACCGCCUGCUCCGCCAGGGCACCACCCGCCUCAUCGGGCCCAACUGCCCCGGCGUCAUCAACCCCGGAGAAUGCAAGAUCGGAAUCAUGCCGGGCCACAUCCACAAAAAAGGCAGAAUCGGCAUCGUGUCCCGGUCCGGUACGCUGACUUACGAAGCCGUGCACCAAACUACACAAGUGGGCCUGGGACAGUCUCUCUGUGUGGGGAUCGGCGGGGAUCCGUUCAACGGGACGAACUUCAUAGACUGCCUGGAGGUGUUCCUGCAGGACCCCAAGACUGAGGGAAUCAUCCUGAUCGGCGAGAUCGGCGGGGACGCGGAGGAGAACGCCGCAGAGUACCUGAAAGAGCACAACUCUGGUACCAAGGCCAAGCCGGUGGUGUCGUUCAUCGCCGGCCUCACCGCGCCCCCGGGCAGGAGGAUGGGCCACGCCGGCGCCAUCAUCGCGGGAGGGAAGGGCGGAGCCAAAGAGAAGAUCUCCGCCCUGCAGGCGGCCGGGGUGGUAGUCAGCAUGUCCCCUGCCCAGUUGGGCAGUACCAUUUUCAAGGAAUUUGAGAAGAGGAAGAUGCUGUGAAUGUGGAGCCAAGAACACCCCCCCCCCCCCCCACCUCCACCCCAUGCACCCCUCCAAGUGGAUCGUUUUGUGUUCGUUGCCCUUGGUUUGGGGAGCCAGCCCCAGGAGAACCCAAGCUCUCCUCACGUUCACUGUAACUUAAACUCAUACAAUUUAAUAUGUAUGACGUCCUUAAUGUAUGCCAGAAGAAUAAUAAAUGUAUGAUAUCUUGAGUAUUUCUUUGAAUUCAUUCGUACAAAGAAGGUAACUCUUAAGAGCUCUUCUGUAGCGCAGAUGAACAUUAGAUUUUAUACAAAAAAGUUUGGAUUAUGGAGUAGUUUUGGUCUCGAGUUCAAAUCCAUGAUGAAUUCUUCUGGCAACAAUGGUUCUCCCUGGUCAUCUCCCGUCCGUGUACAAACCAAGUCCGAUCACUCCUUUGUAGCGUUGUCAGACUGACAUGCGAAGAGUACAGGGUGGUAUGGCUACUGACAAUAACAUUAAGUUACUUAACCAGUCAUUGGUUAGUAGCUCAUCGGAUUAUUAUACUGUUAUACCGAGCAGUCUUGUGUUCUCAACUCAAAGGGGUAUUUUUUUGCUUUGUUUUUUGUUUUGUUUGAUGAUAAACCAUCUUUAUAAUGGUAUUAAAAUUAAAAACAUCUAUUAAAUGAAA
Anguilla anguilla (European eel) is the source of this 1740-nucleotide messenger RNA. It is a transcript of the gene suclg1, whose product is annotated as succinate-CoA ligase GDP/ADP-forming subunit alph. Gene Ontology annotation, biological process: tricarboxylic acid cycle. Bases 117 to 1091 code for a protein of 324 amino acids. The transcript has 9 exons. Lineage: Eukaryota; Metazoa; Chordata; Actinopteri; Anguilliformes; Anguillidae. The record is from RefSeq and is a predicted model, not a curated record. Gene Ontology annotation, cellular component: succinate-CoA ligase complex (ADP-forming); mitochondrion. Gene Ontology annotation, molecular function: succinate-CoA ligase (GDP-forming) activity; succinate-CoA ligase (ADP-forming) activity.